AUGGUUCGUUCGCUGGUCAUCAACCCCCACGAGGACAUGCGGACCUGGCUCAAGUACGCCAGUCUCUGUGGCAAGAGUGGACGUCUGGUGAGUUUACUAGCACAGGAACAGCUAAUGGGUAAAUGGCCAAAUGGUUCAUAAUAGGGAUGUCAGUAAGGGUUAUUUUCUCAACCGGUUAGUCUGCACCAUCAACCAGUUAUCCUUGCAAAAAAGUAUAAAAGCAUGAUUUAAUGCACUCCGUUGUUCAGCUCACGUUUUAUCAAGUGUAAUGUUUCGACCAGGCCUCACAAAGACCUGGACAAAACAUUGCACUCAACAAAACAAAGGGAGCGUUCACCGGUAUCUGGGUAUCGAUUUCUCUGUCAUAAAUGGCUAUAAAAACCCUACAUGAUUUGUGGUGUUUAGUGACCAGCUUGUUGGGCAAUUGGCUUGUAUUUAAUUAAUGUAUUUCCAUUCAGAUACAGCUAUAAGCUGUUGUAUCAGGUUGAGUUCAAGUGAUGUCAUUGUCAAUUGACAUUAGUACAACCAGAAUGGAAUGAAUUUGCUAAAACAAUUCUUUAAAGGUUUUGUGUCAAUCCAAGGGGGAAUCUAUUCUACUGGAUUGGAUUCUGCCGUGCAGGCCCAACAGUGAUGCUUUGGUGCGAAACUCAACUCUCACUGGAACGACUGUGCAAAUGUAACGCACCUCUCAGAAAUCGCACUGUUUAGAAACCGUACCUCAAACCUGUUUAAUAAAAGUGUCACUGUUUUCCCUCCCUGGUGCCAGUUUUAUUGUAAGUGAUUGUAGUGGAUUGCAGGCAGCCGACCAGCUUUCCAAUCGCAACACAACCCUUUCAGAACAUUCCAGUAUGAUGUCAGAGAAUUGUAGCGGUUUUCACUCACAGGAGCGAACAUCAAACGGCGAGCGAAGAACGUGAUUAUGGGCAAACGAGCAACGUCUAAAAGAAUGCCCACACUGUUCUAAAAGGCGGGCCCCUCCACAGGGGUCAGUGGUUAGUUACGCCCUCCACAGUAGUGUGGUAUACUUGAGCUGUUUAUUUAGCAAGAGGUUCAAACAGGCCUGGGGAAACCUGGGGGUCUGUGUACGUCUGUACGUCCAUGGGAGUUGGGAGGGGAUAGGGAAGCUAGGGCAGUGGUUCUCAAACAUUUCCUCUGGACUUCAGACUUUCACAAUAUUGUUGUAGCCCUGAACUAGCAAACCUGAUUCACCUAAUCAAGGUCUUGAUGAUUAGUUGACAAGUUGAAUUAGGUGUGCUAGCUCUGGAAUAGAUCAAAUAUGUGAAAUGGCUGGGGGUCCCUGACUAGAGGUCUGAGUGGGCUGUAGGGGACUGACCUUGAGGUUUCGACCGUUGAACCCCUUUGACAUUUGCUUCCACUUUGGCGCUGCUCUGCGGCUGACACUAUGCUGCUCCUAGCCUUGUGUGUACAGAAUGGUGUUGUGCGUGUGUGAUGUUGAGUAUUAUGACAGAAAUGAUCAAUGUCCAUAAAAACAAAUGAAUCUCUUUUCUCCCAGGCGUUGGCCCACAAGACCCUGGUCCUUCUCCUGGGAGUGGACCCCUCGAAGCAGCUGGACCACCCGCUGCCCACCGUCCACCCCCACGUCACCUACGCCUACAUGAAGUACAUGUGGAAGAGCCAACACAAGGUACAGUAGCUCUACCGUUGUUACAGGGUUUCUCUGCAGCUGAAGGAAAAUGUAGUUUUCUCAAAUUUGUGUAAUGUAAGGAAAUGCAGGGCUGUCAUGUGUAGUAGGUUCAUGAAAUAUUGUGGACCAUUGUGUGUUAGGGAACCAACUGAAAUGAAGAGCAUAAACAUUCCAGGGCAAAAAUGGCAGCAGUGACAAAUGUCACAUCAUUCCAACCACGCCAUUAGUGUGUAAAGGUGUCUGUCUGUGUGUGUGUGGUCAGGGGGACUGGUCUAUAUAUAACCCCCCCCGACCACACACACACCUCCUCCCCCCUCACACACACCCUUCUACCACGUGUUCCAAAGCUUCUGGCUCUCCCAGUGUGGGUCUCAUUAGGGAAGUGUUGGUGCUGCUGGGGCUAAGGCUGGCGUUUACGUAAGUGUGAGCGUGGCGUGCCUGCUGCCCGCCACAGGGCUAUACUAGGGCCAGCUGCAGGAGCCGCUCACAAGGCAGGAAUCUUAAUGACACAUGCAUCCAAGUCCCUGCCAGAGAGGAGCCAUCCAUCCCCCAUCUGGACUCUUUGGACUGGGACUGGAACAACAAGGUCCUGUUCAGUAGGGAGGGAAACGUUUUGAAACAAUUAAACAGUGAGGGAAUACCAGAUGUUAGGUCCAAUAAGAAUGCAGAUUUUAAUUUUCGGUUGCAAAAGGUUUUACGACACCCUGCCCUAUUGAACACUGCGACACCCCCCCCCCCCCCCCCCCCCCCCCCCCCCCCCCCAAUGGAAGGCAAAAGAUUAACACAGUUAAAUAUAAAGAGAAACACAGUUGAAUAUCACUCUUGUCAGAUGGAUGUGCGGGGGCGAUAUCAUAGAGCAUAGGCGACAUUUGUAUUGACAGGAGAGUUGAGUUAAAUCCCCGUUUUUGAAUGAGAGUUCUUUGACCCCCCUGUUGUUCCUCUGUCCCUCAUCAGAUCGAAGCCUUCCAGCACAUGCAGCACUUUGUCCAGGGGAUGCAGCAGCAGGCCCAGCAUGCCAUCGCCGCUGAGGACCAGCAACACAAGCAGGAGCUCCACAAGCUCAUGGCCAGGUCAGGACUCCUACCAUACCUACAUUAGGGAAAAAACUAAUGAACGUCACGCACCCCAUUUGUUAUUGCAGUGUGUGCUUGAAAAAAAUCAGCACACACCUUUUCCCUGCCCUCAUGUUCGCUCUCACCUAAAGGGUCACGUACAGAGAGUUCUGCUCUUUCUCCAUGACUGUGACCCAACCCUGGUCGUCUACUCUUCCACCAUUCCCUCCCUCGCUCCUUGUACUGGCAUUAGUUUUGCAAACCCAGACAAGUUUUCUCUCUUUUCAUUCUGCGUAAUCAGUCACCCCUCAGCCAGCGGGCAUCUAGGAAUCCAGCUACUUAUCUUCAACCAAAUGUGGCAUUGUGCCCACAGGUACCGGAAACCAGGUGUGUCUCUGGCAAGCUCUGUCAGUCAGCACCUGGCUGUGCCUACACCCACACCCCAGCCCAGCGUGUCCCAUACCUGGCCGGGUGUUGCCCUCUGCCUCUUCACCCUGCCUCCUGCCACAUUCUACCAUCUUCACCUGUUCUCUCUGUAAGAAUAGUUGCUGUUUGAAUGUUUUGACACAAAAUGGCUGAAAAAACUACACCUUAAGUGUGCGGAUGCUGAGCACUGGCAGUGGACCAGUAACAUGAACAGCUGGUCCAGGAUCUGUGCUGUGGUAUAGCCUGUGACGUUCAAGGUUAGGACUGGGGAUGGACAAGCUGAAUUGAGAUCAGUUAUGGGCAGAAAGGGACUGGAGGUCUUUCUCUAUUCCUGUUGGAAGCUCUUCCCAUUUGCAACAACACCCUUUUUUGCAACGCUCCCAAUCAGGAAGGCUCGUCGCAUGUAUUUCUAUUUGGUGCUUGUGUAUACUAUCAUCGGAUAAAAAAUGGAAAUACUCCCAUUUUCAGAAUACCUCUGCAAGACAUGAAAGCCUAAGGAAGUUGUUUGUAUGCUCGAUGGGCCCAUGAAAAUACUUCCAGCACGAUCCCCAUUCCCCAAAGCUCUCUCCUUCAUGGGGUGGACUUCAAAUGAGUGCCCAAGGGAAGGGAAUAUCAGAAAUCUCAAAGGGCGAUUAUUUUUUGGGAAAGUUUACUUCUGACACACCAGGUUUUGUGUGUGUUUGUGUGUGAGGUUUUACUCAGUAAAAUGCUGUGUUUCACAUUGGCCUCCAAACAAGCACAAGCAGGGGUAAAAAUAAAAAAAAGUUGAGCUUUAUGGGUUAAAUGUGUUGACACGUUGGUCAGCAGACGAGCCUACUUACAGUAAAACAUACAGUAAAAACACUCAUCUGAGACACGCACACACACACAGGAGACAAGCCUUCUUACCGUAAAACACACAGUAAAACACUCAUCUUAGAGGUACACACACAUAAAUGCACACAUACAUACACACAGUGUUUCAUACCUGCCAUUGCAGGUUCUCGUUGUCUGUGGAAUGUUCGUCUGCACUGUUUUCUUCCAGACAUGCUGACACACUUUCCUGCAAAUGGGUUGGCACUGUGGAAUGGUGCACAUCUGGUCUGUGCAGAAGCACACACCACCAUUCUCCACCCCCAAAAUAAUUCAUUGUAAUUUCAGCGCUAUUUAUUUGCAUGUUACGAGGCAAUGAUCAUGAUAAGACCUGCAACCCUGCAAUCUCCGGUCUGAGUUCCUGUGGUAACCGAGAAGCACUUCUGGCACUAGUCGUUCUCCCAUGCAGACCGUUUUACUGUGUUUUUCUUGAGGAGAAGCGGUUUGUCAGAGGUGAACUGAACCAGUACUGUAUUUUCACAUGGAAAAGCACUCCGCAGCAUUACGCAAUGCUAAUGGAUAAUUUAUUAGAAGUGCUUUCUGGAAACAGUGCAGCGUAUAGUUAGGAGCUGAGGGAUGGAUGGCUGCACAGUACUCGCCAGUUCCUGGUCAGAUGUGUUAUAAACUAAUCACGCGCUUGGCCCAUGUAAAUCAAACACUACUCGAUUAUUUGACGGUUUGCCUCGAGUGUCUGUGUCUUUUAGGAUGAUUGAUAUAGCAAGCACAACCACAGGGAAGACCGACCACGAGGCAAUGUUCCCUCACACUCACCACCGAUAUAAAUUUUUAUUCCAAAACCUUUCAGUAGCUAAUGCGCCGUUGCUUUUAGUAAUGAGGCCUAAGUAUGAUAAAUGUCUUUGCAGGAUUUCCAAGUCUUCCCAUCAUUCUCUUCUAUUUUAAAGGACUGCACUAGUCAGGUCCCUACACUAGAAUGUAAUGGAAAUGUACUGCAUUGAACAUCCAUUGCCAACACCCCCAAGACAACUUGUGAUGACAGUGAGCAUAGUGUAUAAGAUAACUUCCCCAACAUAUUCUUAAAAUUGUUACAACAGAACAGACUUUUCUCAUAGAAAAGUUAAAAGUAGAUUCGGUUAAUAUACAUUUUCUCCAGAGGUGUCCCACAGAUCUUGGCUUUAGGCCUAGGUAAGCAUGUCAGUGGCCAAACAAGGCAAUAGGGGGUAGAGAGGAGUGUGUGGACGGGCCUAGGCUCCUCUGUGGCAUUCGAGAGGGGAGAUGGACUGCCAGGUAACAGCAUGUGGAAAGCAUUCAUCACACUAACAAGUGUAACUGUAAGGGCCUGACUUAGUGUAAGAGCUUCAUCUCACAUACCAGCCCUUAUAGCUGUUGACAUGAGUGUGUGUUGCCAAUGCAAUUCAUCAGACCCUGAUGCAGCCCUGGGCCCGUAUUCACAAAUGUCUCAGAAAAGGAGUGCUGAUCUAGGACCAGGGGCCUCAUUUAUCAACCGUGUGUAAAUUCCAUACUCAAUUCUGUCAUAAGUGGAGAUCCUAGGAUUUGCGUGCGUAACAAAUGAUAUGCAUUUAUCAAACUGUCGCUAGCAACAUGUACGCAUGUUUUCAUUGAUAAAUCAGAGCCAUAUUAUAUUUGUGCGGUCAUGAACAAGCGCUACAACCCCGCCUGGAAAACGCCCUCCUUUCACCUUUUACGUAACAAAAAUGCCUUCAUUUGCUGUAUGAUUUGGAGAUGUUGGAACUGGGCCAUGAUUGUUUCUAAAAGAAAACGCAAUGGCAAAUUUUAUCACAUUUCUGUAGAGGAGUGGACAGAAUGUUGCAGUGACUUUUCCAAACAAAAAAGACAUGCUGUCUAGCAAGUGCUAAACACUGGCCGCACAUUCUGCAAGAUUGAUUGUCCAUUCGACCAAUUUAAAUGUAAAUCCUACAGCCCACACUUCUAUGCAAAUACAUGAUUGUGUUUCUAUCUCCUGCCUUGGUAUAGGCUCUGAAAUUAAAUAGGCUAGGCUAUGAUGUCGUGCUCCUAAUCCUAUAGCACAGCACUACUGUAGCCUGACCAUACUGUCACAGUCAAGGCUACCGGUCUAUUUAUUUUUGAGCAUGCUUGGCUAUUGAAUUAGCGAUUGAUAAAUGAUAGCCUACUAUUUGUUGUGUAGUGGGAAUCAUUUAAACCAAUUAUGUCAGAAAAGGAGAGACAUGUCCUGCAAUAUGAUAAUGAUGUAGGCCUAUAUAACACAAUUUAAAAUACCAACGGCAAAUGUAUCUUUUAUCACUAGGCCUAGGUUUUGGUUUUAUUAUUAUUAUUAUCCUUCCUGUGCAUCAAACACCUCCCAUUUCCCCCAAAGGAACAAUCAGCCUAUUUGCUUGCUAUAGGGUUGAUCAACCUUCUUGUGAUUUGCGUGGAGAUACGCACACUUUCCUGUCAAGUUCAACGUUUAUAAAUACCAACCUUUGCGGGAAAACUGUCGCAUGCAGGUUUUAGAGUAUUUUUUGUACUCACUCAACUUGAUAAAUGAGGCCCCAGGUACCCAGUGUCCAUAUUAAGGGUAUCAGAGUAGGAGUGCUGAUUUAGGAUCAGUUUUUCCUUUUUAGAUCACAAACAAAUAAGAUUACAUGGAUAGAAGGGGACCAGAUUCUAGAUCAGCGCUCCUACUCUGAGAUGCUUCAUGAGCGUAGCCCGUAUUCUGCUGACGAUCUAUAUAGUGACCACGACUGUUUCUCUCCCUAUCCCUCUCUCUCUUCCUCCAUCCCUCCUUCCCUGCCUUCCUAGGUGCUUCCUGAAGCUGGGUGAAUGGCAGCUCAGUCUGCAGGGCAUUAACGAGAGCACCAUCCCCAAAGUGCUGCAGUACUAUAACCACUCCACGGAGCACGACCGCAACUGGUACAAGGUCAGUGACCCACUCACCUCCAACCCCUGUCACUCCCAUCAGCAUUCAUGCUGUGGACCUCAUGCUGACUCCUCCAUUUACUUAACAUAAGGUUUGUAUGUUAUUAGAGACAUGAGUUGAUUUGAAAGGAACCAAGGGCACCUUUGGGCUUGUAUAGGCCCAUGCCCAGACUCCAGGAAAGCCAUGCUCUUCCUCUACUGAGUGCCCCCCUUCCUCACAUCUCUCAGUAGCUCAUUACAUAACAACCAAGAACAUGACAGACAUCUGUUUAGACCCAGAACAUUCCCCAGAGGGCCGGACUCCUCCAGGACAUCUCACAUAGCCAAUUAUUUUCCAGUUUACUGAAGGAUAACGGACUGGAAGUUGAUGUGAUAAGUGCGAUAACAUAAGUUCAAACAUAUGUUUCGACAUGUAGACUUGUCAUUCUAUAUCUUCGAAUAAAAUGUUUUAAAUAUAUAUAUUUGUUCACCUGGCAUACCUUUUUCCGCAGGCCUGGCACGCAUGGGCGGUGAUGAACUUUGAGGCGGUGCUGCACUACAAGCACCAGAACCAGGGCCGGGAUGAAAAGAAGAAGAAGCGCCACAUCAGUGGUGCAAGUGCAAACAGCGAGGCCAGCAACAGCGACAGCGAGGUAGACAGCACAGAGCACAGCCCUGUGCCCUCGCCGGGCCAGAAGAAGGCCAACGAGGUGAGGGCGGCGGCCAUCUUAGAUUCUCCUUCACCAUACUCGUCCCCUAACGCUAACCAGCCCUUUCACUAUUCACUACCAGACAAAUUUCUAACUAACUUGACAGACCUGUGUGGAACUUCAAAUGUUGCCUAAAUCACAAGAUUAUGUCAGUGGGAGACAUUGAGAGAAUGUGUGAGUUAGGAUUUGUGACUCACUGGGACUAAGAGACAAAGGAGCAACUUGGUCUUUUGACUAUGACUGAAUGCCUUGCUUGCUGAAAUCAAGGUACAAUCAAUCUUCCUCUUCCUCAUUCUCUCUCUGUUGUUUGGCGAGUGCAGGACCUCUCCAAGACGUUACUCCUCUACACUGUUCCUGCAGUCCAGGGCUUCUUCCGCUCCAUCUCCCUCUCCAGAGGGAACAACCUCCAGGACACCCUCAGGUGAGUCCCCACAUGGGGCCAGGGCCUGUAUUCACAAAGCAUCUUAAAAGUAUGAGUACUGAUCUAGGAUCCGUUUUCCCUUUUAGAUCAUAAUGAAUAAGAUUAUAUGGACAGGGGGCACCUGAUUCUAGAUCAGAACUCCUACUCUGAGAUGCCCAGAAGUCUGAAAGCCCAAACAGACAACACUGAUAGACGCUGAGUUGAAAUAUGUGGAGAGGAAGCCCACUGGUGGCAGAGAGAAGAACUCCAAUUCCAAUUUGUGUUGUUGCACGCAUUACAUUGCUUGGUGUCGUUGAAAAUGAGGUUUGAAAUUCAGGGAAACUCUGGUUGUUUUUUUCGUCUGAACCUGUCAAUAAAGAUGCAAUAGAUGCAAGAGACUGGUUUUGACAUGAUGCGGUUUUCUUUCUCCAGGGUCCUGACCCUCUGGUUUGACUAUGGACACUGGCCUGAAGUCAAUGAGGCACUGGUGGAGGGUAUCAAAACCAUUCAGAUAGACACCUGGCUACAGGUACACAUCUCACAUGCACGUUUUUUGGUUUGCUUUUAUUGUUCUGUCUAUUGUGAUAAGGGUGAAUUAUUCCCAAGGGCAAGGUUGGUUUUGGGCCAUGAAUCAUCCAUAAAAUAGUCAUUCAACCAAGUCUUACAGGACGACAGUAACUGAAUAGUAAUGCCACAUUGCAUUGCUCCGGGAUAUUAACAAAAUUAAGUCUCCCUAUCUUGCCCCCACGCCUGCAGGUGAUCCCCCAGCUGAUUGCCCGCAUCGACACACCCCGUGCUCUGGUUGGCCGCCUCAUCCACCAGCUGCUCACCGAUAUUGGGCGCUACCACCCCCAGGUAAUGGCAUACUGCUGGCACCCAGGCUAGGAGCGAUGGCCAAGGACACAUAUCUCUGAACUAGUACUGCAUUGAUUAACUCUCCCUCCCUCUCUCUCUCUCUCGCCCUCUCCCCUCUUCUAGGCUUUGAUCUAUCCGUUGACCGUGGCCUCCAAGUCAACCACCACUGCCCGCCACAAUGCUGCUAACAAGAUCCUCAAGAACAUGUGUGAGCACUGCAACACACUGGUCCAGCAGGCCAUCAUGGUACGUGAUGCCUGUCGGUGUACACACUCUACCUCACAGUACAGCAACAAGUGGUUACAGUCUGUUUUACCAUUUAGACAUACAGAGCCUUCAGAAAGUAUUCACACCCCUUGACUUAUUCUACAUUUUGUUGUGUUACAACCUGAAUUUAAAAUGGAUUAAAUUGAGAUGUUUUGUCACUGCAUACACAAAAUACCCCAUAAUGUGAAAGUGGAAUUAUGUUUUUAGAAAUUAAUAAAAAAUUAAAAGCUGGCCUCCCGAGUGGCACAGCGGUCUAAGGCACUGCAUCGCCGUGCUAGAGGUGUCACUACAGACCCGGGUUCGAUCCCAUGAGGUGGCGCACAAUUGGCCCAGUGUCGUCCGGGUUAGGGGAGGGUUUGGGCGGCCGCAAUGUCCUUGUCCCAUCGCGCUCUAGCGACUCCUGUGGUGGGCCGGGCGCAUGCACGCUGACCUCAGUCGCCAGUUGUACGGUGUUUUCUCUGACACAUUGGUGCGGCUGGCUUCCGGGUUAAGCGAGCAGUGUGUCAAGAAGCAGUGCGGCUUGGCAGGGCCAUGUUUCGGAGGACGCAUGGCUCUCGACCUUCGCCUCUCCCGAGUCUGUACGGGAGUUGCAGCGAUGGGACAAGACUGUAACUACCAAUUGGAUAUCACGAAAUUGGGGAGAAAAAGGGGUAAAAAGUACAACAACAACAAAAUAUUAAAAACUGAAAGGUCUUGAGUCAAUAAGUAUUCAACCCCUAAAUAUGUUCAGGAGUAAAACAUUUACUUAACAAGUCACAUAAUAAGUUCAGAGGUUUCAAUCUGUGUGUAAUAAUAGUGUUUAACAUUGGUAGAUGGGUAAUAAGGCAUAGAAUAUCCCUUUGAGCAUGGUGAAGUCAUUAAUUACAAUUUGGAUGAUGUAUCAAUACACCCAGUCACUACAAAGAUACAGGCGUCCUUCUUAACUCAGUUGCCGGAGAGGACGGAAACCGCUCAGGGAUUUCACCAUGAGGCCAAUGGUGACUUUAAAACAGUUACAAAGUUUAAUGGCUGUAAUAGGAGAAAACUGAGGAUGGAUCAACAAUAUUGUAGUUACUCCACAAUACUAACCUAAUUGACAGAGGGAAAAGAAGGAAGCCUGUAUUCCAAAACAUGCAUCCUGUUUGCAACAAGGCACUAAAGUAAUACUGCAAAAAAUACAAACAGAAUACAAAGUGUUAUGUUUAGGGCAAAUCCAAUACAACACAUUACUGAGUACCACUCUCCAUAUUUUCAAGCAUAGUGGUGGCUGCAUCAUGUUAUGGGCAUGCUUGUAAUUGUUAAGGACUUUGGAGUUUUUCAGGAUAUAAAGGAAACGGAAUGGAGCUAUGCACAGGCAAAAUCCUAGAGGAAAACCUGGUUCAGUCUGCUUUCCACCAGACACUGGGAGAUGAAUUCACCUUUCAGCAGGACAAUAACCUUAAAACACAAGGCCAAAUCUACACUGGAGUUGCUUACCAAGAAGACAGUGAAUGUUCCUGAGUGGCCGAGUUACGGUUUUUACUAAAUCUACUUGAAAAUCUAUGGCAAGACCUGAAAAUGGUUAUCUAGCAAUGAUCAACAACGAAUGUUGCACAAUCCAGGUGUGGAAAGCUCUUUGAGACUUACCCAGAAAGUCUCACAGCUGUAUUUGCUGCCAAACGUGCUUCUACAAAGUAUUGACUCAGGGAUGUGAAUACUUAUGGUAAUGAUAUAUUUCUGUAUUUCAUUUUCAAUAAAUCUGAAUUAUUUUCUAAAAACAUGUUUUGACUUUGUCAUUAUGGGGUGUUGUGUGUAAAAAAAAAAAAAAAUUUAAUACAUUUUGAAUUCAGGCUGUAACACAACAAGAUGUGGAAUAAGUCAAGGGGUAUGGAUACUUUCUGAAGCCACUGUAUCAGCACUGUAUGUAUCUCGUCCGUCCGUCCCCCGUCCCCUGUCCCCCCAUUUGAAGAAAUCAUAAGAAGGCCUUAAAUCCAGAAUGUUAAUGUAUCCUGUUUCCGAAGGCCUGAGUCACUUCCUGUCUCCCCAGGUGAGCGAGGAGCUGAUCCGGGUGGCCAUUCUGUGGCACGAGAUGUGGCACGAGGGACUGGAGGAGGCCUCCCGCCUCUACUUUGGCGAGCGUAAUGUCAAGGGCAUGUUCGCCGUGCUGGAGCCCCUUCACGCCAUGAUGGAGAGGGGCCCGCAGACCCUCAAAGAGACCUCCUUCAACCAGGUCCGUCUUUGUAUUCUUUUGUCUUUUUUAAAGUUAUGUUUGUAGUCGUCCUAAUGUAUUUUGUCUUAUUUUUAACAUUUCAUUUACCAAGUUACAAUGAUUGACAAAUGUGCGCGUAUCUUGUAACUUUGCAUAAAUCACAUGUACAGUCGUGGUCAAAAGUUUUGAGAAUGACACAAAUACUAAUUUUCACAAAGUCUGCUGCCUCAGUUUUGAUGAUGGCAAUUUGCAUAUACUCCAGAAUGUCAUGAAGAGUGAUCAGAUGAAUUGCAAUUAAUUGCAAAGUCCCUCUUUGCCAUGAAAAUGAACUUAAUCCCCAAAAAACAUUUCCACUGCAUUUCAGCCCUGCCACAAAAGGACCAGCUGACAUCAUGUCAGUGAUUCUCUCGUUAACACAGGUGAGAGUGUUGACGAGGACAAGGCUGGAGAUCACUCUGUCAUACUGAUUGAGUUAGAAUAACAGACUGGAAGCUUUAAAAGGAGGGUGGUGCUUGAAAUCAUUGUUCUUCCUCUGUUAACCAUGGUUACCUGCAAGGAAACACAUGCCGUCAUCAUUACUUUGCACAAAAAGUGCUUCACAGGCAAGGAUAUUGCUGCUAGUAAGAUUGCACCUAAAUCAACCAUUUAUCGGAUCAUCAAGAACUUCAAGGAGAGAGGUUCAAUUGUUGUGAAGAAGGCGUCAGGGCGCCCAAGAAAGUCCAGCAAGCGCCAGGACCGUCUCCUAAAGUUGAUUCAGCUGCGGAAUCGGGGCACCACCAGUGCAGAGCUUGCUCAGGAAUGGCAGCAGGCAGGUGUGAGGGCAUCUGCACGCAAAGUGUGGCGAAGACUUUUGGAGGAUGGCCUGGUGUCAAGAAGGGCAGCAAAGAAGCCACUUCUCUCCAGGAAAAACAUCAGGGACAGACUGAUAUUCUGCAAAAGGUACAGGGAUUGGACUGCUGAGGACUGGGGUAAAGUCAUUUUCUCUGAUGAAUCCCCUUUCCGAUUUUUUGAGGCAUCCGGAAAACACCUUGUCCGGAGAAGACAAGGUGAGCGCUACCAUCAGUCCUGUGUCAUGCCAACAGUAAAGCAUCCUGAGACCAUUCAUGUGUGGGGUUGCUUCUCAGCCAAGGGAGUGGGCUCACUCACAUUUUUGCCUAAGAACACAGCCAUGAAUAAAGAAUGGUACCAACACAUCCUCCGAGAGCAACUUCUCCCAACCAUCCAAGAACAGUUUAGUGACGACCAAUGCCUUUUCCAGCAUGAUGGAGCACCUUGCCAUAAGGCAAAAGUGAUAACUAAGUGGCUCGGGGAACAAAACAUCGACAUUUUGGGUCCAUGGCCAGGAAACUCCCCAGACCUUAAUCCCAUUGAGAACUUGUGGUCGAUCCUCAAGAGGCGGGUGACAAACAAAAACCCACAAAUUCUGACAAACUCCAAACAUUGAUUAUGCAAGAAUGGGCUGCCAUCAGUCAGGAUGUGGCCCAGAAGUUAAUUGACAGCAUGCCAGGGCGGAUUGCAGAGGUCUUGAAAAAGAAGGGUCAACACUGCAAAUAUUCACUCUUUGCAUAAACUUAAUGUAAUUGUCAAUAAAAGCCUUUGACACUUAUGGAAUGCUUGUAAUUAUACUUCAGUAUACCAUAGUAACAUUUGACAAAAAUAUCUCAUAACACUGAAGCAGCGAACUUUGUGAAGACCAAUACUUGUGUCAUUCUCAAAACAUUUGACCACGACUGUAGAUGUCAAUUGGAGACAUUGAGGAAAUGUUUGAGUUGAUAGUUAGGAUUUGUCCCUCAGUCAAAUGACCAAUUGACAAUGAUGUGUAGUGCUCUUUGACCUGGAUUAUAGGUAAAUGGCUGGACAGGUGAAGUGAAUUGGCUGUGGUUCUAUGUGUUAUGACAGGCCUACGGGAGGGACCUCAUGGAGGCCCAGGAUUGGUGCAGGAAGUACAUGCGCUCGGGAAACGUGAAGGACCUGACCCAAGCAUGGGACCUUUACUACCACGUUUUCAGACGGAUCUCUAAGCAGCUACCACAGGUGAGAGAAGAACACCAACCUACUCACACUCUGUUCAAGUCAGUUUGGGCUGCCUCCUAACUCAACACUACUGUGUGUAGCUAACGUAAAUCCUACACUGAGGUCAAUUGGAGACCUGCUUAGUCUGAACAUAAGAAUCUCUCUCAUCUUCGGAUUCAGCCCUUAGUUGGUUGUGCCAGUUGAAACAGUAAAGCAUUCAGUGAAAAGAGUCAAGUUGGCAUACAACCAGUUAUGUGUGGGUACUGUACAUUGCUACAUUCACAUCUUUCAUCAGAGCUAUGAGAUGUUAUUUUGCUACUCUUGUUAAGGCCCACAUUAAUUUACCCUGUGACACUGUAAGCUGAUAUAUCUAGGUCAUGUCAGCAUCCUAAAACAAUGCAACCCAUUCAGCGAUGAUCCUGAAGUGGCUGUUAGUGGAAAAUAAAUAGAGCUUCCUAGAUGUUGCGUCUGUCUCCGUUGUUGUUCCAGGUUAAGCCAAAUGUCUUCUCAUCACUACAGUAUUUCACUGUAAUAGGCCAACAAUAGCAAAACUCCUUCAGAGUCAAAGGAAAAGACUACACCCGUGUGCUAAACAGGGACAGUAUUGUAUCCUUUAUUUAUACAGGUGAACCCAUUGAGAUUAAGACACCUUUUCUAGGAGGACCUGUCCAGACAGAGCAAGAGCGAAAGAGAGCGACGGUUAAAGUGGUGACAGUGAAAGAUGGAGUGAGAGACUGAAAGAGGCAGAUUGACUGGGGGAACACGACACAAUGAACCCUUUCAUCUGCCAGUAAUCUGAUCUCCCUCUCUCUCCCCUCAUCUAUCCAUUAUUUGAUCCAUUGAUCCAUCCCUCUCCCAUCCAUUCCUUCCUGUGUCCCCAGCUGACCUCCUUGGAGCUGCAGUACGUGUCCCCCAAGCUGCUGAUGUGCAGGGACCUGGAGCUGGCCGUGCCGGGGACCUACGACCCCAACCAGCCCAUCAUCCGCAUCCAGUCCAUCGCCCCCUCGCUGCAGGUCAUCACCUCCAAGCAGCGGCCCCGUAAACUCACCAUCAUGGGUAAGACAACCACAUCACCUCCAAACAAUGCCCCCGCAGACUCACUUACAUGGGUAAGACAACCAACCACGAGGCCAACAAUAUAUUAUAUUUUGUUGGUCUUUUAUUUAUCCUAAAUUUGAGCAGGGGGUUCCAUUGGAUUGAGUGGUACUGUGAUAUUUAUGAAGAAAUUCAGUAUAUAGUAGCUACUUCUGUUUCAGAUGUACAGUAUCUCACAAAAGUGAGUACACCCCUCACAUUUUUGUAAAUAUUUGAGUAUAUCUUUUCAUGUGACAACACUGAAGAAGUGACACUUUGCUACAAUGUAAAGUAGUGAGUGUACAGCUUGUAUAACAGUGUAAAUUUGCUGUCCCCUCAAAAUAACUCAACACACAGCCAUUAAUGUCUAAACCGCUGGCAACAAAAGUGAGUACACCCCGAAGUGAACAUUUCCAAAUUGGGCCCAAUUAGCCAUUUUCCCUCCCCGGUUUCAUGUGACUCGUUAGUGUUACAAGGUCUCAGGUGUGAAUGGGGAGUAGGUGUGUUAAAUUUGGUGUCAUCGCUCUCACAUUCCCUCAUACUGGUUACUGGAAGUUCAACAUGGCACCUCAUGGCAAAGAACUCUCUGAGGAUCUGAAAAAAAGAAUUGUUGCUCUACAUAAAGAUGGCCUGGGCUAUAAGAAGAUUGCCAAGACCCUGAAACUGAGCUGCAGCACGGUGGCCAAGACCAUACAGCGGUUUAACAGGACAGGUUCCACUCAGAACAGGCCUCGCCAUGGUCGACCAAAGAAGUUGAGUGCACGUGCUCAGCGUAAUAUCCAGAACUUGUCUUUGGGAAAUAUACGUAUGAGUGCUGCCAGCAUUGCUGCAGAGGUUGAAGGGGUGGGGGGUCAGCCUGUCAGUGCUCAGACCAUACGCCGCACACUGCAUCAAAUUGGUCUGCAUGGCUGUCGUCCCAGAAGGAAGCCUCUUCUAAAGAUGAUGCACAAGAAAGCCCGCAAACAGUUUGCUGAAGACAAGCAGACUAAGGACAUGGAUUACUGGAACCAUGUCCUGUGGUCUGAUGAGACCAAGAUAGUGGUCCCCUGUAGCUCAGUUGGUAGAGCAUGGCGCUUGCAACACCAGGGUUGUGGGUUCGUUUCCCACGGGGGGGCAUUAUGAAAAUGUAUGCACUCACUGACUGUAAGUCGCUCUGGAUAAGAGCGUCUGCUAAAUGACUAAAAUGUAAAUGUAAAUGUAAUAAACGUAUUUGGUUCAGAUGGUGUCAAGCGUGUGUGGCGGCAACCAGGUGAGGAGUACAAAGACAAGUGUGUCUUGCCUACAGUCAAGCAUGGUGGUGGGAGUGUCAUGGUCUGGGGCUGCAUGACGGCUGCCGGCACUGGGGAGCUACAGUUCAUUGAGGGAACCAUGAAUGCCAACAUGUACUAUGACAUACUGAAGCAGAGCAUGAUCCCCUCCCUUCGGAGACUGGGCCGCAGGGCAGUAUUCCAACAUGAUACCGACACCAAACACACCUCCAAGACGACCACUGCCUUGCUAAAGAAGCUGAGGGUAAAGGUGAUGGACUGGCCAAGCAUGUCUCCAGACCUAAACCCUAUUGAGCAUCUGUGGGGCAUCCUCAAACGGAAGGUGGAGGAGUGCAAGGUCUCUAACAUCCACCAGCUCCGUGAUGUCGUCAUGGAGGAGUGGAAGAGGACUCCAGUGGCAAUCUGUGAAGCUCUGGUGAACUCCAUGCCCAAGAGGGCUAAGGCAGUGCUGGGAAAUUAUGGUGGCCACAAAAAAUAUUGACACUUUGGGCCCAAUUUGGAUAUUUUCACUUAGGGGUGUACUCACUUUUGUUGCCAGCGGUUUAGACAUUAAUGGCUGUGUGUUGUGUUAUUUUGAGGGGACAGCAAAUGUACACUGUUAUACAAGCUGUACACUCACUACUUUACAUUGUAGCAAAGUGUCAUUUCUUCAGUGUUGUCACAUGAAAAGAUAUACUCAAAUAUUUACAAAAAUAUGAGGGGUGUACUCACUUUUGUGAGAUACUGUAUUUUUUAUCUAUUCGAUAAUGAACUGCUUUGUUCUUAUGUCUUUUAAUACUACAUAACCGACCUGCUGUCGUACUUAAGAAUAUGCUCAUUCUAAAGCAUAUGCCCUGCAGCAACUUGAGUCACAUAAUCACCUUACUGUGUCCAUUACACCCAUAGAAAUAAGAAUGAAUAGAAAGGGCGUCUCCAUUCAAAUCAAUGAUGAUGGCACAAUGGGUGGACUGGCAGCCAUUUUGAGUGUACCAAUGCAAGGAAGUAAAAACAGGAAGUGUACCCUUUAAUCUGUGCUGUGAUUUGUUGAGUCAUCUCAACUGGCAUUACAAAAAAUGUAUUCCAUUGUCAUGUGCCACAUCAGUUAGCAUCAUUUGAAUGAACAUUCUACAUUACCAUGGCAAUUCAGCAUCAGUUGAUAGAAUAUUCAGAAAUACCAUGGAAAUUAUUGUGUCAUAAUACCAGGCAGCCAUUGCGAGGGUACCGAUAAGUUUAGCAGUCAAUUGCCAGUGCUUCCAAGCCCAUUCUAUUAAUUCUUAUUUCUAUGAUUACACCCACCAUUUACCAUUAACGGGAAUUAAUCAAGAGUGAAUAGUAUUAGUGGGGACAGUGGACUACAGACCCAUUGUCCUAGUGCGUCCACUGGGAGAAUUGGCUAACUACACAAGUAUGACCAUCAUAGUAGUAGGGGUAUUCAAUUAAAAAUGUUCCCAUUGUUUAAAGAUGAGUGUCUAGGGCUAUCAAACGAUAAUAACAUUUAAUCAAGUUAAUCGCAGGAUUUCCUGUGAUUAAUCUCACAUUUUGAAUUUGCUCAGAUUAAGCUGUAUUAAGAUUUUCAUACAAAAAAUUGUACAAGAAUAUUGACGUCUUGAUUUUGUCUAAAGUAACGGUUAACAAAAUUGGAUACAUUUAACCUCAAUGUCAACUUGUUUUCACAGUGCAUCAUUGUUUUUAGCUGUAUAGAUUCUGUAUUUGGGAUGUUUUUAGUGUAUUUUGAACACUUUCAGACAAUGCGAUUAAUCCAAAUAAAAAAAACGUGUGCACUAAAAUAACAAAAAGUUAACUUGCGUUAACUGAUUAGAGCUCUGACAGCCCUAGAUCGAUGAUAAAUGCAAACAUGCUGUCUUUUGGAGUAACUUACUGAAUCAGAAGUAGAAUCAAUAUGUGGUAUGUGUCAUGGCAUCUAACUGUGUAUAAUGCCUUUAUUAUCCUCUGCAGUUUAGCAAUGUGAUAACUAAGGAUUAUCCCGCAACAGAAUUCCAUCAUAUUAUUUUUUAUCCCACUGCCAUUGUAAAGUGAUAAACAUAAUUUUACACUAAUUCGCAUGCAUAGGAGUUCAGGGGCUGUAUGUAUCAACAAGCGUCUUAGAGCAGGAGUGCUGAUCUACUAUCAGGCCAUGCAAUCUUAUUCAUUACGAUCUAAAAGGCUAAACUGAUCCUAGAUCAAUACUCCUACUCUCAGACGCCAGUUGAAUGAAAGCCACUGUCUGUGAGUUGACCUGUACUGUGGUGUUGUGGUGCCCCCUGCAGGCAGCAAUGGCCAUGAGUUUAUGUUCCUCCUGAAGGGCCAUGAGGACCUGCGGCAGGACGAGAGGGUCAUGCAACUCUUUGGCCUGGUCAACACACUGCUGGCCAAUGACCCAGCCUCUCUACGCAAGAACCUCAGGUAGAUGGGACACAUUUCAAGAUUAAUGGCUGGAUUAUUGCCACUGUGUGUGUGUGAUUUUCGGUGUCUGCUGUGCUUCUGUAAAAAAUAUAAUUUCCCAGUUGAUAACCAAAAUAUCAUUUUCUGUGUUUGUGUGGUGUGUCCCUCUCUCAGCAUCCAGCGCUACGCAGUGAUUCCCCUGUCCACCAACUCUGGUCUAAUUGGCUGGGUGCCUCACUGCGACACCCUCCACGCCCUCAUCAGAGACUACCGCGAGAAGAAGAAGAUCCUGCUCAACAUCGAGCACCGAAUCAUGCUCAGGGUAAGAACCAGUAACGAUCACAUUAGCAGUUCACACAAACCCUGUUCAGAAUGGUCCUUUUCAAACAUGGGGUACACUGAACAGAGCACUUACUAUUACUAACCAUCUUUGAUUAGCCAUGAAGUCAAAGGGAAUAUAUACUUUUAUACACAAAAUAUAAUAUGAAUGUUGUUACUUGUCCACUACUCUUAAAUGUCAACUCUCAAGUCAAAAAAAUAAACAGACAAUAAAUUAUUUAUCCGUGAAUUGAAAAAUCCAUAAACUAUUUGACAAUAAAGUGCUAUUUUACUACCAAAGGUUGUGCCAUCUUGAUGUUGUGGUGUUUGUAUGUUUAUUAGAUGGCUCCAGACUAUGACCACCUGACCCUGAUGGAGAAGGUGGAGGUGUUUGAGCAUGCUGUCAACAACACGGCCGGAGACGACCUGGCCAAGCUGCUGUGGCUGAAGAGCCCCAGCUCUGAGGUAAAACCCUGUUUCCACCCUACAUACAGUUAUCAUAAGACUGACAUACCCCUGUUUACCACCCUACAUACAAAAUCAAAUCAAAUCAAAUGUAUUGGUCACAUACACAUGGUUAGCAGAUGUUAUUGCGAGUGUAGCGAAAUGCUUGUGCUUCUAGUUCCGACAAUGCAGCAAUAUCUAGCAAAUAAUAUCUAACAGUUCUACAACAAAUAACUAAUACACACAAAUCUAAGUAAAGGAAUGGAAAAAGAAUAUAUAAAUAUAUGGAUGUGCAAUGUCAUUGUCAGAGCGGCAUAGGCUAAGAUGCAAUAGAUAGUGUAGAAUACAGUAUAUACAGCUGAAGUCAGAAGUUUACAUACACUUUAGCCAAAUACAUUUAAACUCAGUUUUUCACAAUUCCUGACAUUUAAUCCUAGUAAAAAUUCCCUGUCUUAGGUCAGUUAGGAUCACCACUUUGUUUUAAGAAUGUGAAAUGUCAGAAUAAUAGUAGAGAAUGAUUUAUUUCAGCUUUUAUUUCUUUCAUCACAUUCCCAGUGGGUCAGUUUACAUACACUCAAUUAGUAUUUGGUAGCAUUGCCUUUAAAUUGUUUAACUUGGUUCAAACGUUUUGGGUAGCCUUCAACAAGCUUCCCACAAUAAGUUGGGUGAAUUUUGGCCCAUUCCUCCUGACAGAGCUGGUGUAACGGAGUUAGGGUUGUAGGCCUCCUUUCUCGCACACGCUUUAUCAGUUCUGCCCACACAUUUUCUAUAGGAUUGAGGUCAGGGCUUUGUGAUGGCCACUCCAAUACCUUGACUUUGUUGUCCUUAAGCCAUUUUGCCACAACUUUGGAAGUAUGCUUGGGGUCAUUGUCCAUUUGGAAGUCCCAUUUGCAACCAAGCUUUAACUUCCUGACUGAUGUUUUGAGAUGUUGCUUCAAUAUAUCAACAUAAUUUUCCUUCCUCAUGAUGCCAUCUAUUUUGUGAAGUGCACCAGUCCCUCCUGCAGCAAAGCACCCCCACAGCAUGAUGCUGCCACCCCCAUGCUUCACAGUUGGGAUGGUGUUCUUCGGCUUGCAAGCAUCCCCAUUUUUCCUCCAAAAAUAACGAUGGUCAUUAUGGCCAAACAGUUUUAUUUUAGUUUCAUCAGACAAGAGGACAUUUCUCAAAAAAGUAUGAUCUUUGUCCCCAUUUGCAGUUGCAAACCGUAGUCUGGCUUUUUUAUGGCGGUUUUGGAGCAGUGGCUUCUUCCUUGCUGAGCGGCCUUUCAGGUUAUGUCGAUAUAGGACUCGUUUUACUGUGGAUAUAGAUACUUUUGUACCUGUUUCCUCCAGCAUCUUCACAAGGUCCUUUGCUGUUGUUCUGGGAUUGAUUUGCACCAAAGUACAUUCAUCUCUAGGGGACAGAACGCAUCUCCUUCCUGAGUGGUAUGACGGCUGCGUGGGCCAAUGGUGUUUAUGCUUGCGUACUAUGGUUUUACAGAUAAACGUGGUACCUUCAGGCGUUUGGAAAUUGCUCCCAAGGAUGAACCAGACUUGUGGAGGUCUACAAUUUUUUUUCUGAGGUAUUUGCUGAUUACUUUUGAUUUUCCCAUGAUGUCAAGCAAAGAGGCACUGAGUUUGAAGGUAGGCCUUGAAAUACAUCCACAGGUAUACCUCCAAUUGACUCAAAUGAUGUCAAUUAGCCUAUCAGAAGCUUCUAAAGCCAUGACAUCAUUUUCUGGAAUUUUCCAAGCUGUUUAAAGGCACAGUCAACUUAGUGUAUGUAAACUUCUGACCCACUGGAAUUGUGAUACAGUGAAUUAUAAGUGAAAUAAUCUGUCUGUAAACAAUUGUUGGAAAAAUUACUCGUGUCAUGCACAAAGUAGAUGUCCUAACCGACUUGCCAAAACUAUAAUUUGUCAACAAGAAAUGUGUGGAGUGGUUGAAAAACGUGUUUUAAUGACUCCAACCUAAGUGUAUGUAAACCUCAGACUUCAACGGUACAUAUGAGAUGGGUAAUGCAAGAUAUGUAAACGUUAUUAAAGUGGCAUUAUUAAAGUGACUAGUGUUCCAUUUUUACAGUGGCCAGUGAUUUUCAAGUCUGUAUGUAGGCAGCAGCCUCUCUGUGCUAGUGCUAGCUGUUUAACAGUCUGAUGGCCUUGAGAUAGAAGCUGCUUUUCAGUCUCUCGGUCCCAGCUUUGAUGCACCUGUACUGACCUCGCCUUCUGGAUGAUAGCUUUUUGGCCUUCCUGUGACAUCGGGUGCUGUAGGUGUCCUGGAGAGCAAGUAGUUUGCCCCCGGUGAUGUGUUGUGCAGACCGCACCACCCUCUGGAGAGCCCUGCGGUUGUGGGCGGUGCAGUUGCCGUACCAGGCGGUGAUACAGACCGACAAGAUGCUCUCAAUUGUGCAUCUGUAAAAGUUUGUGAGGGUUUUAGGUGACAGGCCAAAUAUCUUCAGCCUCCUGAGGUUGAAGAGACGCUGUUGCGCCUUCUUCACCACACUGUCUUCUCCACUGCUGUCCCGUCGAUGUGGAUAGGGCGGUACUCCCUCUGCUGUUUCCUGAAGUCCACGAUCAUCUCCUUUGUUUUGUUGACGUUGAGUGAGAGGUUAUUUCCCUUGCCCUCACCUCCUCCCUGUAGGCUGUCUCAUCGUUGUUGGUAAUCGAGCCUACUACUGUUGUGUCGUCUGCAAACUUGAUGAUUGAGUUGGAGGCGUGCAUGGCUACGCAGUCAUGGGUGAACAGGGAGUGCAGUUGUCAUAAGACUGACAUAGCACAUCAUUCGGUGUUAUAGCUAACAACUGACCACUAACCGUACAUAAGGCUGCCAUAAGACUAAUUAAAGGUGGUAUCUGCAACAAUUUAGCAAUCAUUACCUCAUGGUUCUUUGAACGAUGUGGCUCAGAAAUACCUGAAAUAUCUUAGUACUCCUUUCUGUUGCAGGGACGUAAAGUAGUAAUGUUUACGCCUGGUCUUCUUCUCAGGUUUGGUUUGACAGGAGGACCAACUACACACGCUCCCUGGCUGUGAUGUCAAUGGUGGGCUACAUCCUGGGCCUGGGAGACAGGUGAGGCUCUCCACCAAUAAAAGUUCAGGAGUGGUAGCACAUAAGAUGUUUCAAAAGUGAAAUCAUCUUGCUUUGCAGGUGUAUUGGAACAGAUUUAUUGAACAGUUAUUCAACAGAAAGAUUAUGCUAUACACAACAUACAAAGUAUCAAAUUGUUAUUUUCGUUCAUGGGGUCGAAACAUUAGCAUGAAAAUAAAUAUGUGCUCCAGUGUGUAGGCUACCCUCACUCAGUUUCUCUCCAUUUCCUCUACAGGCAUCCAUCCAACUUGAUGUUGGACAGACUAAGUGGCAAGAUCCUCCACAUUGAUUUUGGGGAUUGCUUUGAGGUGAGCAUGGGCCUCCGAUUUACAUGAACCUGACUGAAUGUACACUAUAUAUACAAAAGUAUGUGGACACCCCUUCAAAUUAGUGGAUUCGGCUAUUUCAGCCACACCCGUUGCUGACAGGUAUAUAAAAUCGAGCACACAGCCAUGCAAUCUCCAUAGACAAACAUUGGCAGUAGAAUGGCCUUACUGAAGAGCUCAGUGACUUUCAAUGUGGCACCGUCAUAGGAUGCCAUCUUUGCAACAACUCAGUUCGUAACAUUUCUGCCCUGGUAGAGCUGCCCGGGUCAACUGUAAGUGCUGUUAUUGUGAAGUGGAAACGUCAACGAGCCACAACGGCUCAGACGCAAAGUGGUAGGCCACACAAGCUCACAGAAUGGGACCGGCGAGUGCAAAGCACGUAGUGUGUAAAAAUCGUCUGUCCUCAGUUGCAACACUCACUACCGAGUUCCACACUGCCUCUGGAUGCAACGUCAGCACAAGUACUGUUCUACGGGAACUUCAUGAAAUGGGUUUCCAUGGCCGAGCAGCCGCAAACAAGCCUAAGAUCACCAUGCGCAAUGCCAAGCGUCGGCUGGAGUGGUGUAAAGCUCUCCGCCAUUGGACUCUGGAGCAGUGGAAACGCGUUCUCUGGAGUGAUGAAUCCCACUUCACUAUCUGGCAGUCCGACGGACGAAUCUGGGUUUGGCGGAUGCCAGGAGAACACUACAUGCCCCAAUGCAUAGUGCCAACUGUAAAGUUUGGUGGAGGAGGAAUAAUGGUCUGGGGCAUAUCGUUUUUCAUGGUUCAGGCUAGGCCCCUUAGUUCCAGUGAAGGGAAAUCUUAAAGCAAAAGCAUACAAUGACAUUCAAGAUGAUUCUUUGCUUCCAACUUUGUGGCAACAGUUUGGGGAAGGCCCUUUCCUGUUUCAGCAUGACAAUGCCCCCGUGCACAAAGCGAGGUCCAUACAGAAAUGGUUUGUUGAGAUCAGUGUGGAAGAACUUGACUGGCCUGCACAGAGCCCUAACCUCAACCCCAUCGAACACCUUUUGGAUGAAUUGGAAUGCCGACUGCGAGCCAGGCCUAAUCGCCCAACAUUAGUGCCCGACCUCACUAAUGAUCUUGUGGCUGCAUGGAAGCAAGUCCCCGCAGCAAUAUUCCAACAUCUAGUGGAAAGCCUUCCCAGAAGAGAGUGGAGGCUGUUAUAGCAGCAAAUGGGGGACCAACUCCAUAUUACUGCCCAUGAUUUUGGAAUGAGAUGUUCGACAAGCAGGUGUCCACAUACUUUUGGUCAUGUAGUGUAUCUGUAAACGUUGUCAAUGUUUUCUAAAUGUUUUCCCACUACAGGUUGCCAUGACCAGGGAGAAAUUCCCGGAGAAGAUUCCUUUCAGACUGACAAGAAUGCUGACGAACGCCAUGGAGGUAGGAGGAAGAACUCCCAAUGGUUUUUAAUUGAUAUACUCUUGUCAAUAGUUCACGUUUGCCUCUGUCAUAGAAGCCACUUAAUCCUGCAACUCAAUUGAGGGUUUGCACUGCAGACUUGAGGAGUGAAGCAAAGCAAAGAUUUCCGGCUGGCACCCAGGAUACAAUUAUCUAUCAGAACAGACAAUAAAACUCCCCUCUCUGUUCUGCCAAUCAAUGUCUCCCACCCCCUGUGUGUGUUGGUCAGGUGACAGGGCUGGAUGGGAACUACAGGAUCACAUGUCACACGGUGAUGGAGGUGCUGAGGGAGCACAGGGACAGUGUCAUGGCCGUACUGGAGGCCUUCGUCUACGACCCACUGCUCAACUGGAGACUGAUGGACAGUAAGGAAACCACUCCGAAACACCUCAAAACAUCUUGAAAGUAUCUUAAACACUUAAAUACCUUUAAGACAUCUGAAAAAACGACCUGGCAUACAAUUGAGACCUCUCUCUUUCUUUGUGGUCCACAGCGAACACCAAGGGAAACAAGCGAUCCAGGACCAGAACGGACUCCUAUACUGCUGGACAAUCCGUCGGUGAGUGUGAAACAAGAUGUCCAUUUUGUGUCACUAACAACAUUUGGAAUGUUUCCAGACUGAAUGCAUCUUUCUGUCUGUUGUCCAAUGCAGAAGCGCUGGAGGGGAUCGACCUUGGCGAGACCACACACAAGAAACCAGGAACCACCGUGCCUGAAUCCAUUCAUUCCUUCCGUGAGUCUUUGGCUCAAGCCAGUACUGUAAAAAUGCGUUAGGUUAACAUUCCUAGUAGUUUCUAUGGUGGCUAUGUUUGUUAACACUAGAAAUGCUGGGCCUCGAGGGACCCCACUUCGAGCCAAUGACUUGUCUUUUGGACUUCAACAUUCUAACAGUCUAUUAAAUACAUUUCAUAUGCUAUCGGAAAAAAUAUCAUUUGGUUGUGUUUAUGAAGGUCUUAGGUAACAUUAGAAUAUGAAGAACAUAAUAGCAUUUUCAAUACUUUAUUUUACUGUAGGCUUUAAAAUGAAAAAACACUACAAAUGUUUUCCAUCACAAAGAAAUCUAUUAUAAUUUUGUUUUGGCAUGUCUUAAGAAACAUUAUGGAAAUAAGAAAAUGUAUUUCAAAGAACAGAAUAGCAUAUUUGAUGUUACUAGUCUUUGCUUCGUAGCCUGGGCUAUAUGCUGCCGCAUGCUAACGUGUGGGGCGCAUAGAACAAUGAUUAUUCUUGGAAAAAGUGGUCUUUUGAAAUACAUUUUUUGUUAUUUGGCAAAGAUACGUGUUUUAGAAACUGCUCUUUCUGCUCUGUCUGAUACUAUAUAGAAAUCAAAACGUCUUACCUGAAUCUAAUCUAACUAACUGUAAGAGGAUUUGAAAAAGUUUAUUUUUGGCACUCAGUUUCCCAGCCUCUGUGUCAAUUCCAAGCUGCUCAUCUCUUCAUAUACAAUUUGACAAUUGAUCAUAUUUUCACCCAUCAGACUAUUGUCAAUUUAAUCUUGUCUUUUGGCUAAUGUGUGAAAUUAGUAUCGAUAUAGUUUAGGUGUAAUUUCGAUGGGCCAUCAGCUGCGCAGGCUGACUGGCGAAUUCUGUAUGUGAUAUCUAAAUUUUAACAACAUACCUGUGUUAAAUAUACAUAUUUAGGAUAAGUCAAGGACGGGGGUGAGGGACAUGACUAAAAAUGGCAGAGUAAUUAAAAAUGUAAAUGUGUUUUGUCAACAUGACGCUCUCUGCGCUUCUAGUGUUAAAACACAGCUAUGAAUAGUUGCUGAGUGGCAUGCCUUUGCAAGUUUCUAUUGGUUUGUCUUUCCUCAACCAAGGAUUGUGGUGGAUAUUGGUAUGUGGAAGUACUAUCUUUGCUUGAUGUUGGCCCAAAUGUUUCCUCAAAUGGCUACUGGUACACAUAUUAGUAUGUCAGUCAUCACAAUGUGUUCCUGUCCCAUCAGUUGGAGAUGGCACUGUGCAGCCUGAGGCCCUGAAUAAAAAGGCUAUCCAGAUUAUCAACAGAGUACGAGACAAGCUGACUGGUAAGUCUUUCACUACACAUGUAACUAGAAAUGCUAGGAUAUGCUAGCAUAUUAGCAUUCAUUGACUAAUAUGUGUUGCUUUUCCCCAUCAGGGCGUGAUUUCUCACACGAUGAGACUCUAGACGUGCCAACCCAAGUGGAGCUCCUUAUCAAGCAGGCGACGUCGCACGAGAACCUGUGCCAGUGUUAUAUUGGA
This is a messenger RNA of Coregonus sp. 'balchen', 25689 nucleotides long. Lineage: Eukaryota; Metazoa; Chordata; Actinopteri; Salmoniformes; Salmonidae. The record is from the annotation of a GenBank genome assembly.